GCUUUGUGGGUGUGUGACAGCCAGCGGCACAGGAGACACCGCAUGGAUUCACCUGCCCUGUCGCUCAAUUACUCCUCCGGUCCUGCGGGUGGCGGUGUAGAGCGAUGAAACUCCAGGCGUGUAGCUGAAAAGGGAAGACAGUGUUAAGUAGUGCAGUUGAUCAAAUUUAGCAGAAAUACCACCCUUUGUUUCUUUAAUGUGAUAAUCUACUCAGAACGAUCAUCAUCCAGUUGCGGUCCUAAGUGCAUCUGGAUCUACCAUGGAGCCUAUAAUGCAUCAUGUGUGGUUGAGAGUCUUCCAGCGCCUCCAGAGAGCCUCACUAUUUCUCAGAAAGAGCCAUUCAGGCUGCGCUGAGCAGGCAACCGUUCUUGCCUCCAUUCACUCCAGACGUAUCAGACCUACACUCCCAGUGUCCCGACUCUAUCAGCCAUUAAACCUGCGUGAUGUCGGGCUGCAAGGAGAGAUGACGUGCAAGAGCCAGCGGCUCAUGCAGCAGGCUGGCCUCAUCCAUCCAUCCAGCCCAGGAUGCUACUACUACCUUCCGGCCAUGGUCCGCUCCAUGGAAAAGCUGGUAAGAGUAAUUGACCAGGAGAUGCAGGCGAUUGGGGGACAGAAGCUGGACAUGCCCAGUUUGUGCUCAGCCAAUCUUUGGAAAACCAGCGAGCGCUGGGAUUUGAUGGGAAAUGAGCUUUUCCGUCUGAAAGACCGGCAUGGAGUCGACUACUGCUUGGGUCCCACACACGAGGAGGCAGUGACGACACUAGUCGCUCAUCAGGCGACUCUCUCCUACAGACAGCUCCCUCUGCUUCUCUAUCAGAUUACAAGGAAAUUCAGAGAUGAACCCAGGCCAAAGUUUGGUCUUCUUCGAGGGCGGGAGUUCUACAUGAAAGAUAUGUACUCAUUUGAUGUGAGUGAAGAAGCAGCUCACCAGACGUAUGAAUCUGUGUGCCAAGCUUACACCCGGCUCUUCAGCCGUUUGGGCCUGUGUUGCAUUCAGGUGCAGGCAGACACAGGGAACAUUGGCGGUAAACUCUCCCAUGAGUUCCAGCUGCCAGCAGACAUUGGUGAGGACCAGCUUUUGGUCUGUGGGAACUGCUCUUUCUCUGCUAAUGUAGAGACCAUGUCAUCAGAUAGAACCGACUGUCCACAGUGCAAAACUGGCACACUGGUAGCAACAAAAGGUAUAGAAGUAGGACACACCUUUUACUUAGGGAAAAGGUACUCUCAUGUAUUCAAUGCCACCUUCAGCAGUAGCCAAAACAAGCCUAGCAUUGCUGAGAUGGGUUGCUAUGGUCUUGGAGUCACCCGCAUUCUUGCUGCAGCCAUUGAGAUGAUGUCAACAGAAGAGGGGAUCUGCUGGCCAGGGCUUCUUGCCCCUUACCAGGUUUGUGUUUUACCACCAAAGAUAGGCAGUAAAGUAGACAAAGCAGCAGUCUUAGUUGAGGACCUGGUUCACAAUUUGGGAGAGACUCUGCCAAAUUUGAGAGGUGAAGUUGUUCUUGAUGACCGCACACAGAUGACCAUUGGAAAGAGGCUGAAGGAUGCCAGCAAACUGGGCUACCCAUAUGUUAUUGUGGUAGGGCAGCAUGCUCUAGAAGAAACACCCAGGUUUGAAGUAAUCUGUCAGCAGAUGGGAGAGACGAUGUUUCUCAGUAAAGAUGGACUGUUAGAUUUACUGAGGAGAAUAGAAACUGUAUGAGGAACACUUCUGAAUGUGGAAACAUUUUAUAUAUGUGUAUAAUAAGCAAAAUGCUUAUGAUGCAAUAAAUAAGGUGGGUGGAAAAGAAGAUAAAAGCCUUGUAUAUUUUGUCUUCGGUCAGUUUUGGCUGUACAAAAUCAUAAAACCUGUAACUUACAUACACUGACCCAAACAAAAGAUUGAUCAUGGAUCUUGGGAUAUAAAAUGUCAAAGACUGCAUUAUGCAGAUUUGACACAUUAAAGAGAUGUGUGUUAUAACAACUGGAAUUCAGUGUUGCUG
Molecule: messenger RNA, 1979 nt
Organism: Monopterus albus (swamp eel)
Lineage: Eukaryota; Metazoa; Chordata; Actinopteri; Synbranchiformes; Synbranchidae
Gene: pars2
Product: prolyl-tRNA synthetase 2, mitochondrial
Exons: 4
Coding region: 260-1699 (479 amino acids)
Biological process (GO): prolyl-tRNA aminoacylation
Cellular component (GO): mitochondrion; cytoplasm
Molecular function (GO): ATP binding; proline-tRNA ligase activity
Source: RefSeq, a predicted model, not a curated record